Microbotryum saponariae is the source of this 243-nucleotide messenger RNA. NCBI's taxonomy places the organism in Eukaryota, Fungi, Basidiomycota, Microbotryomycetes, Microbotryales, Microbotryaceae. The record is from the annotation of a GenBank genome assembly.
AUGUUCAAACAUAUAUUCCGAAGUCCUACGAGAGCAGCACGCCGCACCGAAAACGUCGACCUCGACCGGCGUCCAGACUCGCAUGUCGGUAGUCCCAGCUUCAGCAAAAUGUCGACCGUCCUUUGGUACCUUCAUCACCUGGAUGAAACGUCGGCGGGAUUCAAUCCGUUGUACAGAACAACAUUCAGCCACGAACGCGGCUUUUUUUUUGCCCCGGACUAUCGACGACUGGCCGAGCGUUGA